AUGGGUUUGAAAUGGAUCGCCCUGAACUCGGGGAUUCUAAUUUUCAGUGAUUUCCCCAAAUCUUUGAAACGUUUCUCUGGCGAAAAAAUAUUUGUUGGGCGCGGUGACCGCGCUUGUGACCGCAACCGGAGCUCCGCGGCCCGGCCCGGCCCGGCCCGGCCCGGCUGGGCUGGGCCCGGACCCCCAGAGCCCGGAGCUCCGGCGUUCGCGCCACCACCACCCAGCCCCGCGCAGCGCCGAGCAGCACCCAGGCCCUCGGACCCGCCUCGGCCCCGCAGGUCCCCGGAGAAAGGGCUGGCAAAGGGGAAGCGGGGGAGGCAGAAAUACAGCCUCGGAAAGGGCCCCCGCGAGGGCCUGGUUCAGCUUCAGCCGGCGGCGACCGCACCGCCACCGGCGCGGCCCGGUCCCCCCCGCGGGAAGGUCAGUGUCGCGGGCUGCGCUCCGCCGAAGGGGGGCCACAGUGCUCCGCGCAUCCCCGACCCUGUGCUCCCCACGCCGGCGGGCACGGUCGGUCCAGACACGUCCCGAAGGCACCGUGUUUUCCCCCAUUUCCCAAAACAGCCAUUCCGAGCCCACCGGCGGCGGUCAGGCACGAGAGAGCCUCUCCGAGCCGCCUUAAGACUACAGGGGCUCUCCCCACUCGCCCCAGAGCGCCUCGAGCCGCUUCUCGCUUUAGCGGCAAGGGGCAGCACCCCGUGGCAUCGCCCGAGUGAGGGGUCGGAGCCGUCGGGGGUCCCCGCCUCGCCCGGGGCCGUCCCCGCCCGCCAUCCGCUGCAGAGCCGCCCGCCCGGGUCCGCGCGCGGCUCUUGCCCGGGACAUCCCUGUGCCCGGGCCGGAGCGCGGGAGGCUGCGGCGGUCAGCGGCCGCCCUGAGUGGCUCCUGGCCCCCGCCGAACUUGGGGGCCUGAGCAGCCGUCGGGGCGUUCAGCGGAGGUGUUUCCCACAACGGAAAGCCGCCUUCAUCCGCCCGGGGAGCGCGGAGCUGCUGCGCCGAGGAGCCCCCUCUGCCCGGUCCCCUCACCGCGCCCCGGCACGGCACAGGGCUCGGGGCCCCGGCGGGGCGCGGGGCGCCGGCGGCGGAUGCUCCCGCCCGUGCGACCCCGCCGCCUUGCCAGUCCUCGGGGAGCGGACAGCCUCCGCCCGGCGGGGCCGGAGGCUCGGGCCGCGCCGUUCCCACUGGAAAUCCCGGGGUGGCGAGGGUCACGGGGACCGGGGUGGCCACGGUCCGUCCGGGCGGGGCCGGGCAGGGCCGGGAAGAGCCUCUUGGCACCCCGGUGCUGUCCCGCGGGGCGCCAGAACGGGGCUGACACGGCGGCACCGGGCCGGCCCUGCCUUCUCCAAGCCGCUCGGCGUUCCGGGUUGCUCAGAGCAGGUGCACGGGAAAAGCGGGGUCCCUCCGAUCCGGGGCGGCAGGCGGAGGCUGGGGACGCGGGGACCGGGGCGGGCAGGGGCUGGGCGCUCCCGUGGGUGCCCCGGGUGCCGGCUCCCGGCCGCCCGGUCGGGUACUGCGCCCGCAGACGCAAAGUGGAGCGCUGCCUUCGGAGCCGGCGCCGCCGCCCCAGGGGCCGCCCGGGGGGAGCCCCGCUCCUUCCGGCGUGGCCGCCGCCAGACGUGGCCCCGCGGCGCGACGCGACGGCUCCUCGCGGGGCCCCCCCCGGGGCCGCCCCCGGCGCGGCCGCCGCACAGGGGCGGCGCCGCCCUCGCCCGCGGGGGCUGCCGGCAGACGGGCCCCCUCUUGGAGACCUCCAUGCGCAACGCGGGCCGGCGGGCGGGAGAGCCCCGCUGCCGCCGCCCGCUGCCGCUCGCCGGAGCCCCGACGGCGGCGGGUCCGCAGCGGGGGCCGCGGCUGGGAGCCGCCCCCGGCCCGGGGCCGCCCCGCCCGCCCCCUCCCGGCCGCGGCGGCGGCGCGGGGAGCGGCGGGGCGCACGUGCGCCCGCGCGGGGUCCGGCCCGCGGCGAGGCGCGCGGCGGCGCGGGGCGCGGGGGUGGCGCGGGGCCGGGGCGGCGGCGCGAGGGGAGCGGCGCGGGGGGCGCGCGGCGGCGCGGGGGGCACGGACACCCCCCCGAGCCCGCCGGGACGGGGCCCGGGCGCGGCGGCGGCGGCGCGCUCGGCCCCGCCGGGCGGUCUCCGGAGAGGCCAGCGGCGGCCGGGCGCGCCUUGCCUGCAGCCGGAGCCAUUCAUCCCCCGCCCCUUUGUUCGCCCUGAGAGUAACGCUGUGAAUUAA
Messenger RNA from Passer domesticus (house sparrow), 2223 nucleotides. Its product is annotated as collagen alpha-1(I) chain-like. The transcript is spliced from 3 exons. Bases 1 to 2223 code for a protein of 740 amino acids. NCBI's taxonomy places the organism in Eukaryota, Metazoa, Chordata, Aves, Passeriformes, Passeridae. The record is from RefSeq and is a predicted model, not a curated record.